Messenger RNA from Manihot esculenta (cassava), 1904 nucleotides. RefSeq names its product glutamate dehydrogenase 2. Gene Ontology annotation, biological process: L-glutamate catabolic process. Gene Ontology annotation, cellular component: mitochondrion. Lineage: Eukaryota; Viridiplantae; Streptophyta; Magnoliopsida; Malpighiales; Euphorbiaceae. The transcript has 9 exons. Gene Ontology annotation, molecular function: L-glutamate dehydrogenase (NAD+) activity. The record is from RefSeq and is a predicted model, not a curated record. Bases 361 to 1596 code for a protein of 411 amino acids.
GCUUUUAUCCAAUCAGAGAAAGCUUCUUUCAUCUCAUUAACCACCUAACCGAUGAUUAAUAGCUAAGCAGCCAGAGGAGGAGCUUCCAACUUCUCUGUGCUUCUGUGUCUCGAUUUCCCUCCUUAAAUUAGUGUAUAUCUAGACAAUUCAUAUCUAAUUAAAUCCAGCUCUAGUCUCUACCUUCCCUAUAUGUUCCAAUCUUUUGCUCCCCUAUAUAUACCCUUCUCUCUUCUCAUUUCUCUCAUUCAUCAUUCUUGUUCCUUCUUCUCUGCCUACUGAUCCAUUGCACCUUCUCUCAUUUGAUUGCUAUUGCUUUUUUGCUUUCUGGGUUCUGUUUGUUUGUAGAUUCUUUAGGUAGCUAUGAAUGCUUUAGCUGCUACAAACCGCAAUUUUCGUCACGCCGCUCGAAUUCUUGGGUUGGACUCUAAAGUUGAAAAGAGUCUUUUGAUCCCAUUUAGGGAGAUCAAGGUGGAGUGUACGAUUCCCAAGGAUGAUGGAACUCUGGUGUCAUACGUUGGAUUCAGAGUGCAACAUGAUAAUGCUCGUGGACCCAUGAAGGGAGGAAUCAGAUACCAUCCUGAGGUUGACCCUGAUGAAGUAAAUGCCCUGGCUCAACUAAUGACCUGGAAGACUGCUGUAGCAGACAUACCAUAUGGUGGAGCAAAAGGAGGGAUUGGAUGCAGCCCAAGGGAGUUAAGUUUAAGUGAGUUAGAACGACUCACCCGUGUCUUCACUCAGAAGAUCCAUGAUCUCAUUGGCAUUCAUACAGAUGUUCCAGCACCGGAUAUGGGCACUAAUGCACAGACUAUGGCAUGGAUUUUGGACGAAUACUCAAAAUUUCAUGGUCACUCCCCAGCUAUUGUGACUGGAAAACCAAUAGAUCUUGGUGGUUCACUGGGUAGAGAGGCUGCAACUGGUCGUGGAGUGGUUUAUGCAACUGAAGCUUUGCUUGCUGAAUAUGGGAAAUCCAUUGAGGGUUUGACAUUUGCUGUUCAGGGUUUUGGGAAUGUUGGGUCCUGGGCAUCAAGGCUCAUACAUGAGAGAGGUGGAAAGGUUAUAGCAGUGAGUGACAUAACUGGUGCAGUCAAGAAUCCAAAAGGACUUGAUGUACCAGAAUUACUUAGGCAUAAAGAAGCUACUGGCAGUUUGAGAAAUUUCCAUGGUGGAGACUCUAUGGAUGCUAGUGAAUUGUUGGUACAUGAAUGUGAUGUCCUCAUCCCAUGUGCUUUAGGUGGAGUUCUGAACAGGGAAAAUGCUGCUGAUGUGAAGGCCAAGUUCAUCAUAGAGGCGGCAAACCAUCCAACUGAUCCUGAAGCAGACGAGAUUCUAUCUAAGAAAGGAGUCGUAAUACUUCCCGACAUAUAUGCCAAUGCUGGAGGUGUGACUGUCAGCUAUUUUGAGUGGGUUCAGAAUAUUCAAGGAUUCAUGUGGGAAGAAGAACAGGUGAAUAAGGAGCUUCAAAGGUACAUGACUCGAGCUUUUCGUAACAUCAAGAACAUGUGCAAGACUCAUGAUUGCAAUCUCCGGAUGGGUGCCUUUACCCUUGGGGUAAACCGAGUUGCACGAGCUACUCUGUUAAGGGGAUGGGAAGCAUAAAACAAAAUUGCUUUAGUUUCCUAUUCCUUCCUAAUUGUCUGAUCUUUCCUUUCCUGAAGAAGUCAACUUCAAAUUAUCUUCAGCUUCUUUUUUUUCUUUUUUUUUUUUUUUUUCAUUUGGCUGAUUCCUAUAUCUCUAUUCAAGUGGUUCAUUUGGGAGAUUUUUUUUUUAUUUAUUUAAAUGAAAUCCUGUCAACAACAUCUAGAAAAUUAGUUCCUGCAGUUUGAUUUUGAUAUUGAAAUGGAUAUCCUCUGUUACAACUCUUAUGGACAUGUCAUUUGAAAUAAACUGAAACAGUUUGCUCUUUU